ACGUUUAAUAGAACAACACACAAAACAUUUGUGACAAGUGCGAAUAAAAAUAUAUUUAUAAAUAUUGUUUUUAAAGUGAACUGUAUAGAUUAAUUUAUAAUAAAACAAAAUGUGUAAUUGUUUGUUGGAAAUUCUUAAGUGUCCUGGCAAAGUUGUAUGCUGUUGCUGCGAUUGUGCCUGUAAAAUGCUGUGCAGUUUGAUUUGUUCCGCUGUGGUUCUGCUGGUAAUUAUAGGCUUAAUUGUUUACUUUACCGUCUACUAUCACAAGGAUAGUGGCAGUACGGAUGAGGUGAAGAAGAUGACAUCUAGAGUCAUAAGAGAGGUGGCACCACAAAAUUUCCGCGAUUUCUUUAAGGCAGUGAAUUAAAAAGGGAAAUUAUUAAACCAAUUUCUUUAUAUAAGUUCUUAUUAAUUUUAUAGUUUAAGUAAAUUUCUUUGUAUUAAUAAAAAA
Calliphora vicina (urban bluebottle blowfly) is the source of this 451-nucleotide messenger RNA. It is a transcript of the gene mex1, whose product is annotated as midgut expression 1. Bases 110 to 367 code for a protein of 85 amino acids. NCBI's taxonomy places the organism in Eukaryota, Metazoa, Arthropoda, Insecta, Diptera, Calliphoridae. The transcript is spliced from 2 exons. The record is from RefSeq and is a predicted model, not a curated record.